Eurypyga helias (sunbittern) is the source of this 696-nucleotide messenger RNA. Its product is annotated as forkhead box protein A1-like. NCBI's taxonomy places the organism in Eukaryota, Metazoa, Chordata, Aves, Eurypygiformes, Eurypygidae. The record is from RefSeq and is a predicted model, not a curated record. The annotation marks the transcript as partial. The transcript has a single exon. Gene Ontology annotation, molecular function: RNA polymerase II cis-regulatory region sequence-specific DNA binding; DNA-binding transcription factor activity, RNA polymerase II-specific. Gene Ontology annotation, biological process: regulation of transcription by RNA polymerase II; cell differentiation; anatomical structure morphogenesis.
CACUCGCUUUCCUUCAACGACUGCUUUGUCAAGGUGGCCCGCUCCCCCGACAAGCCCGGCAAGGGCUCCUACUGGACCCUGCAUCCUGACUCCGGCAACAUGUUUGAAAACGGCUGCUACCUCCGCCGGCAAAAGCGCUUCAAGUGCGAGAAGCCAGCAAACAGCAAAGCCCCUCAGGAGGGCAGGAAAGAUCAGGCCGGGGCUUCCAGUUCCAGCUCCAACUCCCCCCUGCACAGAGGCCACAAUAAACCCGCACAGCUGGACACCGCCACCUCCCUCUCCAGCUCCAACCCGUCCACCAGCCCCCAGUCUAUGGACCACAGCGGAUCGAGCACGGAGCUAAAGACCUCGGCUUCGGCCGCCUCCUCCACUAUCAGCUCCGCCUUGGCUUCCGUCCCGCACCCCCCUCACUCCUUAGCCCACGAACCCCAGCUUCACCUCAAGGGUGAUCCCCACUACUCCUUCAACCACCCCUUUUCCAUCAACAACCUCAUGUCCUCCUCGGAGCAGCAGCACAAGCUGGACUUCAAAGCCUACGAACAGGCGCUGCAAUAUUCCUCCUAUGGGGCCAGCAUCCCUGGAGGGCUGCCCUUGGGCAGCGCCUCCAUGGCAGCCCGGAGCAGCAUCGAGCCCUCAGCCCUAGAGCCCUCCUACUACCAAGGUGUGUAUUCCAGACCCGUGCUAAACACCUCCUAG